GCAAGCGCGGCGCUCCGGCUUUCUCUCCAGGCGCGGCCUUUGAAGAAAAACUGUCGUUUGAGAAUCAUGGUGCGGCCUGGACUCUCCGCCGCUGCUGAAGAGCGGCAGAGAAAGCUGCAGGAGUACCUAGCAGCCAAGGGAAAACUGAAGUGCCAAAACACCAAGCCUUACCUGAAAGCCAAGAAUAAUUGCCCAAAUCCUCCGCCUUCUAAAUCUACUAUUGGACCCAAAAAGGAUGUUACCAACCAUGUUGCCUUGGCAGUCAAAGCUACAAGAUCCAUCAGCAUUAAACUACAGUCCAGACCUGCCAAUAUCACCAGGUCUCAGAGACCAAAGUUGGAGCCACCAAAACUAGGUAAAAGGCUCACUUCAGAAAGUGUUUCUUCUAACCCAAACGGUAAGCCUCCUGGCAGUAGUCAACAGCUGCAUGGAUUUGGAUCGUCCACUGAUGGAGAACAGCCAAGAGAAACCAUGGGAUCACUUAAUAUACAGGAACUGAAAACUACAAAGCAGCAGGUAACAGAUCAAAGAAUUGCUAAACGUACAGACCCUGUGGACAAUACACAUGUUGAAAAUGAAUCCCUGGGUGGCUGUCUAAAGGAGAUGAAUAAAGAGAACUUGCCCCAAGACUUACCAGACUCUGAAAGGAAGCCAAAUCCUGAAUCCUGGACCAUAAAUAAACCCAAAACAAAUCAAACCAAAAGCACUUUGGCUCCUACCAGAGAAGUCUUGGGCAAAAGCUCAGGGAACGGUGCUGCUCUGACACAGAGAGUUAGGAAACCAUUUGUUGAAGAAACACAAACCAGGGUUCCACCAGGGAAGUCUCAGCAACUCUCUAGAGGAGCAGACCUUAUAAGACCAGGGGGGAAACCCCCCAAAACCCUUCCCUCUCACUUUGUCCAGACACUUAAUAGAUCUCAAGCCACAAAGAAAACAGUGGUUAAGGACAUAAAGGCUGUAAAGGUUAAUAGAGGUAAGUAUGAAAGACCAAAUGAAACUAAGUUACAGUCAUACACUGUUGCUGAGCAGAAAGUAAAACACAGCAAACCCAGUACGCACCCCAAUGUGCUUCAAGGAGGAUGUAACCACAGACAUCCAAACAUUAAGCAAGAUCAUAAAACCACUCAGUCUUGUUGUAGACCUCAGACAUCAUAUGCACUGCAGAAAUCAAAAGCCAUAAGCCAAAGGCCAAAUUUGACUGUUGGCAGCCUUAACUCCAUCAUUCCAAACACCCCUAGCAUCAGAGCAAAUGGAGCCACUGGGCAUAAAUGCAACACCAGCUGUCAGCAAAGAGCACGGACUUUGGACUCCAAGUUCAAAAGCGCUCCUCCCCAGAAUUGUUUUCUAAACAAGACAGCUCCCCGGAUUCAAGCUGGUGGCCCAACCGUAAGUGGAAGAGGAGUCCCAGAUGGGGCGCAAACUAAUCCACGUCAGAAGAUUGCAGCAGAGGAUCGAAGGAAACAGUUGGAAGAAUGGCGGAAAUCUAAAGGAAAAAUCUAUAAACGGCCUCCUAUGGAGCUUAAAACAAAAAGAAAAAUAAUAGAGGAAAUGAAUAUUUCAUUCUGGAAGAGUAUGGAAAAAGAAGAGGAAGAAAAGAAAGCACAACUUGAACUGUCCAAUAAAAUUAACAGCACUCUGACAGAAUGUCUGCAGCUCAUUGAAAGGGGUGUACUUUCUAAUGAAGUAUUUGCCAUUUUGUCCAGUAUUCCUGAGGCUGAAAAAUUUGCUAAAUUUUGGAUCUGCAAAGCAAAGUUGUUGGCAGGCAAAGGCACCUUUGAUGUUAUUGGGCUCUACGAAGAGGCCAUUAGAAAUGGGGCCACACCAAUACAAGAGUUGCGGGAAGUUGUCCUUAAUAUUUUGCAAGACCAAAACAGAACCACAGAAGGAAUUAUCUCUAACUCCUUAGUUGCUGAAACUAAUAUAACAUCAGUAGAAGAGCUGGCCAAGAAGACAGAAUCUGGAGCAUCUUGCCUUUACCCAAAAGAGAGCGAACAGAUGUCAGUAACACCCCAAAUAACAAAGUCAGAACAGGAUGGUCAUCCUGGUAUCAAAUUACAGAUCGCCCCAAUCCCUCGGAUAAAUGGGAUGCCAGAGGUGCAGGACAUGAAGCUGAUCACACCCGUGAGGCGUUCGGCCAGGAUCGAACGAGCUGUGUCCCGCUACCCGGAAAUGCUGCAGGAACACGACCUUGUGGUGGCUUCUCUCAACGAGCUCUUAGAAGUGGAAGAGACCGAGUGCUUUAUAUUCCGCAAAAAUGAGGCUUUGCCUGUAACGUUAGGGUUUCAAGUCCCUGAAUCAUAAUUUCUUGAUGCUUUGUUUUUUAAGAGACAUUUCAGAGCCUCCAUGAGACAAGAAAUGCACUUACCCAGGUGACCUGGGAGAAACUGUACAAUGGAGAGGCAUUGUGGAUGCAGGACAUGGGCCCCUGGAACUUGAAAAGUAACUCACCGGGACUGACUCUCAAAUUUUAUAUCCCUACAGGAAAGUCUAGUUUAUUUAAGACUAGAGUUGGCCACAGUUUUACAGCAUACAUAAAUUUCCAACUUUUGAAAAUUAAUUUAUCCCACAAGUACAGAAAAUUUUGUAAUUUUAUUGACCUACUUUAAUCCCACCAUAGUUACUUUUUAUAUCAGGAGGUCAGAUCCACAAUACGAUAAACUUUCCUUCCAACAUCCACCCUAGCAGAGAGGGCAUGUCCUCGCAGCCUGAAAGACCAGAGCGUAGACACUGGCCUUCCCCACUUAGAUGGAAUGUAACCCACCAUCUAGUCAAAUGCCCUCAUUUAGCUGAUGAGUUUACACCAGCCGUGCCUUGGCUUAGAGGUCACAAAUAACUUUUCUGUGUGAUCUUUGACUUCCCUCACAAAUCCCUGGAGAUGAGGGGUAAUUCCCAUCCUCUCUGUGCCUGGUUCCUAUAAUGAUACACAAUCCUAAAUUGGGGUGGUCAUUAAGCUUUUUAUAUUCAAACCUAGUUUGCAUUUAUUAUUCAGAAAUGCUUCAGAAAAAAGCAAAAGGGAGUAGCAGAGAGCAGUGGGGAGAGGAUACUUGCCUCUUCAGUUCUAUGCUCUGUAGGGGACAUCUGGCCUGAGAAGACCACCUAAGCCCCAGAAACUCCCCAUUCACCUUUCCCAGUCAGAAUUAUAAUGUAAAUAUAUUGUAUAAAAGGACCUAGUUGAUGUAUUUUAGAUUUCAGUUUUUUUGAUAUUUAUAUUAUCUUAAAAAAAAUUAACCUUUGU
Odocoileus virginianus texanus is the source of this 3235-nucleotide messenger RNA. It is a transcript of the gene CKAP2L, whose product is annotated as cytoskeleton associated protein 2 like. NCBI's taxonomy places the organism in Eukaryota, Metazoa, Chordata, Mammalia, Artiodactyla, Cervidae. Gene Ontology annotation, cellular component: mitotic spindle; cytosol; centrosome. The record is from RefSeq and is a predicted model, not a curated record.